AAAAAAUGUCGGGACGCAAACAACAAGUUAUGGUACAGCCAAUAAAUGUAAUCUUCAAGUAUCUUCAACAGCGAACAAAAAUUCAAAUCUGGCUUUAUGAUAAUGUUGAUUGCAGGUUAGAAGGUCGUAUAAUUGGCUUCGACGAGUAUAUGAAUGUUAUUUUGGAUGAUGUAGAGGAAGUUUUCUAUGGUAAAAAGCAAUCACAGCCAAGGAAUUCUCUAGGACGGAUAUUACUCAAAGGAGACAAUAUCACUUUGAUACAGCCAGUCGUUUAGAUUGGUCUUCGUAAUCUAGUUCUAAAUAAUAAGUUUAAUUCAUGUAAGAUCUCCUAUAUUUUAAUCAUUUAAAAGGUAAAAAGAAUAUAAUGCAUUUUUU
This is a messenger RNA of Wallemia mellicola CBS 633.66, 375 nucleotides long. RefSeq names its product Sm-like ribonucleo protein. Gene Ontology annotation, cellular component: U1 snRNP; U5 snRNP; precatalytic spliceosome. Gene Ontology annotation, molecular function: RNA binding. Lineage: Eukaryota; Fungi; Basidiomycota; Wallemiomycetes; Wallemiales; Wallemiaceae. The record is from RefSeq and is a predicted model, not a curated record. Gene Ontology annotation, biological process: spliceosomal snRNP assembly; mRNA splicing, via spliceosome. The transcript is spliced from 5 exons. Bases 6 to 275 code for a protein of 89 amino acids.